CCCAGCAUCUCGGCCACCAAGCACAAGGCCAUCGAGGAUGCGCGCGCCGCCCAGGCCCUGGUGCUGCGCGAGUGCGCCGCGGCCGAGCGAGAGGCGCCGCCGUACCAGCUGCUGGAGCUGAUCGGAAAGGGCAGCUUCGGGCGCGUGUACAAGGCGCGCAGCACGCUCAAGCAAAAGGCCAGCCAGCUGGUGUCGGUCAAGGUCAUCAGCAUCGAGGAGGGCGACGGCAUCCAGCCGGGCGCGGCCGACACGCUGGGCGACAUCAUCAAGGAGGUCAACACGCUGAAGCUGCUGAGCAACACGGGCGCGCGCAACGUCAACGCCGUGCUGGACACGCACCUGGUCGGCCAGUCGGUGUGGAUGGUGACCGAGUACUGCGCCGGCGGCAGCGUCGCGUCGCUGAUGCGGCCCACGAGCGGCCUGGCCGAGCGCUGGAUCGUGCCCAUCCUGCGCGAGGUGGCCGAGGCGCUGUUCUGGGUGCACAAGCAGGGCAUCAUCCACCGCGACAUCAAGUGCGCCAAUGUGCUCAUCACCGAGGCCGGCGGCGUGCAGCUGUGCGACUUUGGCGUCGCCGGCAUCAUGGAGACCAAGUUCGACAAGCGCAGCACCAUCACCGGCACGCUGCACUGGAUGGCCCCCGAGCUCUUCGACCCCCACGUCGCCUACGGCAUCGAGGUCGACAUCUGGGCCUUUGGGUCCAUGGCCUACGAGAUCGCCAACGGCCUGCCGCCAAACGCCACCGCCCGCAUCAACAUCCAGCAGUUUGGCGCCUAUCUGAAGCAGCACCGGCCCCGUCUUCAGGGUGACCGCUUCUCCGAAAACCUCAAGAACCUCAUCGCCUUUUGUCUGGUCGAGGAUCCCAAGCGCCGGCCGCCCAUUGAGGAAGUCCAACGACACCCGUACAUCCUCAACACGCAGGACAGAUAUCCAACCGUCUCCCUGUCGAGGCUGGUGGCCGACUACAAGUACUGGGAAUCUCAGGGAGGGAGCAGGCAGUCGCUGUUCUCGGCUGGUGGCGCCCAGGGACCUCGAAUGGAUCCGUCGCCCGUCCGUCAAAGCGGGUGGGACUUUGGCAAUUUCGACGAGGUGGACGAGCUCAUGUUCCAAAACACUGCGAAACCGCGCGUCCCUACUCCCGACUACUACCCCAGCGUUGCUUCUAGCCCCGAACCUGAACGUACGGCACGGCCGAUGCAGCGUGGCCGUCGCAGGCGACCACCCCCGACCAUGAAGGAGCUCAAGGCUCCUCUGGAGAAAGUCUUUGACCCUUACACCAUCACAAACUAUGGAGAGAACUCGAGGGCCUGGUAUGGCAGGAUACCCAUGCCGCCUCCAACCUCGGCACCGCCAACACAGAGGAAGCCAAAGCCCCCUACUUCGAAUCCCACUUCGAACCCCAACCCCAACCGGAGUAUCAGCCCGAAUCCCAACUCGGAACCGCCAGCACCAGCUCGCGAAUCAUUGAUUGAUCUGGAUCUUGCAAUGGAUGACAUGGACACUCCCUUAUUGCCUAGCCUUGACGAGGAGACUAUCAAGCCGGCUGCGCGGCCCAUCUCAAUCGAUCUGAGCGGAUCCGCUGAUGAGCGACGAAAGACUCAGGAUUGGAACUUCCCAGCUAAGCGCGCCACUCAAGAAUGGUCAUUCUCUACGGCGGACAAACGAGAUACGCAGGACGAUAAUGAGGACUAUCCAACCAUAGUUCAUCAAGACGACGAUAUGAGCUCCUCGGCCAAUCGUGUAUCGGCCAUGAGUCUCAUUGAUCUUGACGCUUCUCUGGCGGACGACAUGAGCUAUAGUGGCCCCGACUCGUUCGUGCCAAGCUCUCACAAUCGAUCAUCUGGAUCGGUCCACGGAUCGCUGGCGUUCGAUCUAGAGCUCGAAGCGGACACUGCAGACGCAGACACUAAUACGAGAGAAUCCUCGCUAUACAUUGAUGACGAUAUGGAG
Molecule: messenger RNA, 1947 nt
Organism: Trichoderma atroviride IMI 206040
Lineage: Eukaryota; Fungi; Ascomycota; Sordariomycetes; Hypocreales; Hypocreaceae
Source: RefSeq, a predicted model, not a curated record